UUCCUGCCAGGAGCGAAGAUGGCGGCGGGGGCCGGGGAAGCUCAGUGUUGUCGGAGGGCGGUGAAGCCAUUUCCGCCACGGAGGCCUCGCCAGCAGUAAAAAUGGCGGAAUCUGUGCUGGAAGUUGUGGGGAAGCUGCAGUCGCGACUCUCGGGCAGUUCGGAACCCAAGAAGCUGCUGAAAAGCCUGAAGAGACUUUCUGAGUUGCCUAUCACGGUUGACAUCCUUGUGGAGACUGGUGUUGGGAAGACUGUGAAUGGUUUACGGAAACAUGAACUGGUGGGAGACUUUGCCAAGAACUUAGUAGCCAGAUGGAAGAAGCUGGUGCCAGUCCCUCAAGAAGUAGAGCGAAAUAAUAUUGAUUCAGAAGAACGUGACUAUGAGAGAAGCAGUUCUAGGAAACGGCAGCGAGAGCCUUCCCCAAAAGAGGACGAGGAAGCUGAGCAGGACUAUUCGGAAGCAUUCCAGCCUUCCUGCAGCCAAUCAUGUGAGCCAAACUACAGAGAGAAGAAGGCCAAAAGGUAUUCAGAGCCUGACAGAGCCCAUGAGGCAAUCGGCUAUGGCAGCCAGGAGGACAAGGGCUGGGGCAGAGCUUCCCCAGUGCACUCCUCAGAUCAGGAAUACUCAGACUAUGGGCACGCUUUGUCACCUGAGCUGAGGGAGAGCCCUCAGGAACUGUACAUGGAUCACUCUGCCUCUGAGGAACAAGAGGUGGAGCAGACAAUGUUUCAUCAGAAAGCUAAUAAAGGCCACAGCUUUCAGGACAAGCUGGUGGGAAGCCAUGAAAGGAAUCCCAGCGAAUCCCAAGACAAAGGAAACCUGACUCGGAGCAAAGAGCACAAGUCCUCUCACAAGGAGAAGCAGAGACUGGACAGCAAGGGGGACGUGAGGACCUCUGCCUUUAGCCCAGAAAGACUGCACAAGUCCUCUUUCAAGGAGCAGGUCCGAGAGGCUCCAGGUGGCAGCAAGGAGAAGCUCAGGACUUUAGACGGCACCAAGAGAGAGAAGAACAGAGAAAGUGGGGGCUCCAGGAAAGAAAAGUCACAACCUCACUUGGAGGAGGCUGUUGACAACCAUAAGAAGCAAAAACAUCGGGACUCUGAGAAAGCCAAACUGGAAAAGUCCAGGCUAAGCCUGGAGAUAUCCAACGUGGAUCGGGAGAAACGGAAGUUAGAGGGUAACUCCUCAAACAGGAGCAAAGAGAAAGGGCUUUCUAGCAGCUUAAAGACUACUGAGGGCAAAUCCAAAGCCUCUGACUCAGACAAAAAAUCUGUGGGUUUCUCACCGAGUUUUGGGGAGGUGGAAGUGGAGGAUGAAUAUGAGCAGCCUAAAAUGUCUUUUGAGUCAUACCUCAGCUAUGACCAGCCCCAGAAAAAGAAGAAAAAAGUGGUUAAAUCCCCUGCUCCUCCAGCCCCUGAGAGAAACAGAGGGCAUGGCAAGCAAAAUGGGUCUAAAGCCAGCACCAAGAGCUCCGACUCGAGCCGAAAGAAUACAAGUCACAAGCAGACAGGCGAGAAAAGGGCAGAGAAGAAGCAAUCUGGGACAUCCAAACCAAAAAAGAUCCCCAUUGAUGUGAUGCCAACGUUACCAGAUAUCCCUUUGCCUGCAAUUCAGGCCAAUUAUCGUCCACUUCCCUCUCUUGAGUUGAUUACGUUCUCCCAGACAAAGAGAAAAACAGUGUCCUCGCCCAUUGAGGAGGGUGAGGCUGGCUUUACAGGACGCAGGCUGAAUUCCAAGAUGCAAGUGUAUUCGGGCUCUAAAUCUGCCUACCUCCCCAAGAUGAUGUCUCUAUAUGAGCAGUGCAUCAGAGUCCUCAACAACAAUAUUGACUCAAUCUAUGAAGUCGGUGGAGUUCCUUUUUCGGUGUUGGAGCCGGUAUUGGAGAGAUGCACCCCUGAUCAACUGUAUCGCAUUGAGGAAUGUAAUCACGUUUUAAUUGAGGACACGGAUCAGCUGUGGCACAAUCACUGCAUCCGGGACUUCAAGAAGGAGAAGCCAGAAGAGUUUGAGUCCUGGAGGGAGAUGUACCUUCGGCUCCACGAUGCCCGAGAACAGCGGCUGCUCAUGUUAACACAGAACAUCCGCUCAGCUCAUGCCAACAAACCCAAAGGCAGAGUGGCCAAGAUGGCAUUUGUCAAUUCAGCAGCAAAGCCCCCUCGGGAUGUGCGGAGGAGACAAGAGAAAUUUGGAACUGGAGGAGCUGAUGUACCAGAGAAGAUCAAGAUAAAACCAGUCCUGUUCACACCUGGUAGAAGUUAUGCCCAGUCUGAGGAGGAGCAGUCCUAUGAUGGGCCCAGCACCAGCAGUGCCCAUUCUGGUCCAUCCCCAGGCAGCACCAGCUCUGGCUAUGACCCCAGGAAACCACCAGUUAAGAAAAUUGCACCCAUGAUGGCAAAGACUAUCAAAGCAUUCAAAAACAGGUUCUCUCGAAGAUAAGCUGCCCAGGAGAGAGAUGGGAAUUCCUCUCUUAUGGGGGAGCGGCAUUGAAGGUGGAGGGGAAGGAAGGCACCCAAGGAGCUCCGAGUCCUUUCCUCAACAUGCUUCACGGAAGCUGCCGCAGCUGUGAGAGGCUUAAAAAACCUGUACAAGGAUGACAGCACAGUAUUUUUCAAGCCAGCCCUCCAGUCCCUUUCUCUACCUCCCCUGCCUUGCCUCCAAUUUCUAUCAAAAACACCAUGUUCAGAAUUAUAAAAGCUUCAGAAAAUGUGAAGUCUUGGUAUCUGCUGAGAAGGGAAGGUCCAGAGACUGAUGUUGCUAUUUAACCUCUUAAUAAAUUUACAAAGUGGUUUUAAUUUAAUAGUUCCCCCAGAUAUUAUUUGUCACCUGCCCACCCCCAUCCCACUCCUGGUAGAAGGACCCUGCCUCUUUCCCGAUUACUUGAGUUGGAGCCCCUUCCCUCCAUGCGGACGCCGUUACAAUGGGAGCCUCUUCCUUGAUUUCAUGCCCACUACAUGUCAGCUCCUAUCUGGGACAGGUAAUGCUGGAGGCUAAUCUGCUCACCAGUCCUUCAACAGGCUGGGGUCAGGUCUGAGGCAUCACUCUCCAGUUGUGUACGUUCAUGAAUCUCAGCUCUCAACCUCUCUGAUCUCCUUGUACAGAUGCUUAAAACUGUUGUGUGGGAAUUCUGAGAACUGCUGAGGUCCCUUCUCCUGCUGUUGUUCUCUUCUUCUUCAGCUUAUUGGAAAGACACAAGAAUUCUUUGGGAGAAAUAUCACUGUGCCGAAAUUGAAAUUUUAAUCGCUCUUCUGGGUUUUAGAUCGGUCUCGGACUCUGGAAGCCAAAACAAUUUUAACGAAAACAAUUAAGGAAUUGGUUUUAUUUCUUUUAGCAGAAGGAAGCAGCUUUAUCUAGUUUCCCAAGCAUCACACAGCAUUGGAAAGGAUUUUCUGAGUCUAAAAGCUGGCACUUAAAUCGUGCCUUUUCCCCUGUAAAUUACUGCUGGAAAAAGCAAAAGCUUUAGUGUGUUUUAUUUUUAUUUUUUUAAAAUAAAACCACUUCAUGGGGAAAGUGAAUCAUGUCUUAUGUUGGUGCAAACUCUACAAUACAAAUUCAAAACCCAUGGUGAUUGCACCCGAUGUCUGAGGGAAAAAUCCCAGCUGUGGAAGGGAGGGGUGAGGCUUUAUCUUUUGAGUGAGCAGCCUCUGUUGAGAUUGGUUGAAAAGUAACUAGGGGACUUUGGAGCAAAACUCCAUCAUGAAGGUGGUCAUGGGUAAGGAUGCUGGGACUGUGAUUUCAGUUAAAUGAGCAGAAUUUCACUAUGGCUGCAGCUGCUUCUGCCACAGUUUCAAGUGAGUGACACUACUAGGAAGUCACUGUAGGUUAUAAAAUCCUUCUUAUGGCCGCCAGUUCAGCACAAGCACUGAAUCUCUCUCAACAGAUGUGAAAGCAAGUUUACCUGGAGCACUGCUGGCAGAGGUUGGACUGGGUUAGAGCUGGUGGUGCUCUGAGGGAACCUGUCUUGCUGUUGAUGGAUCAAGCCUAUCUGAUGGGCUCUGAAACUGGAUCUGGAAAUGGAAACUGUCCAGGUCUAAGACCCAUUUGAAGUGCUCGUAAAUGCAACUGCUGUCUCUGACUCUGGAGGACAUUCUGCUCUCCUUGUAGGAAAGGAGGCAGGGCUGGUUGCUGCUCUUGGUGGUAGCUGCUCAACAGCAUGACCAUCUUUUCUUGACUGGAAAACCCUGAACAAGUGGACUUAGCUGUGUAUGCUGGCCUGAGGGAACUUUGCUGUGAAGUGUAUACCACAGAGGACAUGGGGGCGGAGGGGGACCCUUUAUGCUUUGGGUUCUGUCUAUUUAGGCAUUUGAACAUCAUGGAAGCCCCAAUUUUUAAUUUUGAAGAUCUUGGAAGAGUUUUCUCAGAAUCUCGUGUGCCGUAAAUUUGUUAAAGUCCCAGAUGCUUUAAUCUUGUUACUGUGCAGCAUUUCAGUGUGUAUUGUGCUGUAAAAUAAUGCCUUUUUCCUCUUGCAUUUUGCUGUAUUUAAUUUGCUGUAUUUUUAAUUAGGUAACAAUAUAUAAUCUUCUGCCAACUGUUGUGCUACCAUUUAUUUCUGUUUUUUACUUGGGGUGUGGGGAAAAGGGAAGACUUGUCUGUGUCUGGGCCACGGUGGUGCCACGUUUAAAGAACCUUGGGUAAAUCUGAGAAUUCUCUCGGGCACCAUUAAAUUGCUACCUAGCAUUAUUACAGUUAGAUAUCCAUGUCUGGACUGUGGGUACUACUUUUAGCUGUGCAGUGGGUAUAUCGUCCCAUUAAAACCAGUUCUCUCUUUGCAGACUCUGCCACCUGUCAGUAUUUUAGCCUAGUUUGAUGGAUUUGUGGGGAAAGAAACAAUACAAAUAUUGUUGCCUCUAAUCCCAUAUUUCAAUCCACUUUCUCAAUGAGGAACAGAUCCUUCUUCACAUGAGACCAACACUCAUCUUGCCCCUGCAAGGUACUCUUUCUUUUUUUCAGUCAGACACUAAAUCUCCCAGGCUGAAAGAAUUGGAAUGCUUUUUGCUGAGGGGGAGGAAUUAUUUUAGUAAGACACGAACUAAGCCAACUGUAGAGUAAAAUUGCUUGCUCAGUUUCCAAUCUCUUCCAGCAUUCAACAUGUUAAACUUGUGCAAUUUUCUGUGCUAUUCUGUGUGCAAAGAAACCAUCCAGGACCCAACACCUCCUUUCUCCACCUCUCCCACACCUCCCUUGAGUGCUUUGCCUGGGUGGGAUGAGUGACGUGGGCAGGAGGGAGAGUUACGCUGAUUUGCAUUUGUACUUUGAUCCCCAACUGUGUAUAUACAAUUUUCUAUGUUACUUUUUUGUGGUAACUAUGGAGAUUAAUAUUUUAAUUAGAUAAGUUAUAUGAAAAGAAGAAAAUCAUGUCUCAAUAAAAGCCAAAACACUGGACAGUGUCUGUCUAUU
This is a messenger RNA of Chelonoidis abingdonii (Abingdon island giant tortoise), 5393 nucleotides long. RefSeq names its product elongin A (gene ELOA). Gene Ontology annotation, cellular component: nucleus; elongin complex. The record is from RefSeq and is a predicted model, not a curated record. Gene Ontology annotation, molecular function: protein binding. Gene Ontology annotation, biological process: transcription elongation by RNA polymerase II. NCBI's taxonomy places the organism in Eukaryota, Metazoa, Chordata, Testudines, Testudinidae.